AAAAUUUUCAGAGUUUCUCUUUCAACUUCCAGUUACAAUUUUCAUCCUCCAAAUUUCCUUCUGAAUCUCUUUGCAAUGGAGUUACGUCCGUUAGACAUCAAAGUGAUCUCAGCAGAGAACAUAAAGAAUGUCAAUACUUUCUCUAAGAUGGAUGUUUAUGCAGAAGUCUUCAUCUCCAGUUACUCCAACAAGUCGUAUAGGCAGAAAACCUUGGUCGACAAAAACAGUGGCCCGAAUCCCAAGUGGAAUCACUCAAUGAAAUUCACUCUUGACGAAUCUUCUAUCAAUAAACCAGGGCUGUACCUUGUUAUUCGUCUCAAAUCUGAACGUACUUUAGGUGACAAAGAAAUCGGCGAAGUGUCCGUACCCGUUAACGAGAUGUUCAAUCAGGAGACUUCUAGUGGUGCUGCUGAAAGGUUCGUUGAGUAUCCAGUUGUAACAGAGAGCGGCAAACCGAAAGGCACACUGAAAUUCUCGUAUAAAUUCGGGGAGAAAUUUACAGCGCCUGAGAAGAAGAAAGACGUAAAUCAUGAGCCGGUAACAGCUUAUCCUGCUGCACCAUAUGGUAUGGCUUAUAAUCAGCAAAACUCAGGAUAUGCAUAUCCGCCUCCUCAGGCUCAUCAAGGUGGGUAUCCUGCUGGAUAUCCACCAGCAGGUGCACCGGGUUAUGCACAGCCAGGGUACGGGUAUCCACCAGUACAACAACCUGGUUACGGAUAUCCACCGGUGCAACCACCUAAGAGGAAGAACAAGUUCGGAGGAGGUGGAUUAGGGUUGGGACUUGGCGCGGGAUUGCUUGGUGGUUUGUUGGUUGGUGAUAUGAUUUCGGAUGUUGGAGAGAUGUCUUCUUAUGCUGAUGGGUAUGGAGAUGCUAUGGAUGAUAUGGGUGGUGGGUUUGAUUUUUAGUUUAUGAAUUUUAGAAUAUGGUAAAUUUUCUUUCGUUUUUUUUGAAGUCUUUUGAUAUGUAAUGAACUUAGGUAUUUUGGUAGAUUUUGGAGCUUGUAGUUACUGUUCCUUUUGUGCACAAUUUUGUGCAUUAUAAUAGUUUCUGACUCUUUUUACAA
Molecule: messenger RNA, 1064 nt
Organism: Capsicum annuum
Lineage: Eukaryota; Viridiplantae; Streptophyta; Magnoliopsida; Solanales; Solanaceae
Product: protein SRC2-like
Biological process (GO): defense response
Source: RefSeq, marked provisional